AUGGAGCUCAGGCUGGUUUUUCGAGCUCUCCGCAAAAUCUCUGACUGGGUCGUCGAUGGCUACUAUUCGGAAACAUUGGUCGAGGGGCGGGAUCACGUACCAGUGACUGGUCCUCUCAUCAUUGCGUCGACUCACCACAACGAUAGCAUCGAUGUCGCCACCCUUGCUGUGACAAUACCACACCGACGGCAUCUCGCCUUCUGGGCCAAGUCGACCCUGUUCAACAAUCCCAUAAUGGGGUCUAUCCUCUCGUCCUCAGGUGCCAUUCCUGUACGGCGGAACCCCAACGUCACAACGACCGAUCCCAGUUCAUCAUCACCGUCCGCCAAAGUUUCCAAAGAGGCCGAGGUCACUGCCCGCGCAGCUCUAUUCCGUGAAUCUUCGAAAGCACUCGCAGACGACCAGGUUUUGGGCGUGUUUCCGGAGGGCACGAGCUACACCCAGGCGAGCAUCCUGCAGGUUAUGCCUGGGGCAGCUUGGGCUGCUGUCGAAUACGUCCGAUAUGCGAGGGAUAAUGGAGACCCUAGUUGCGCCAACAUCAGCGAGAAGGGCAAAGAGAAGGAGGCUGAGGUGUCAAGCAGCUUGCGUAUCGUCCCCGUGGCGAUCGUAUACACCGAUAAGACGCGGUACCAGAGUCGGGUCUCUGUAAAGUACGGCGACCCGAUCUUCGUUGAUUUGUACGCGGUGGAACUGUUCGUAGGCGACCAGGACGCGGCGGAAAAGGCAGUCGUGAAGAAGAUUACGACUGAGGUGGAGAGGCAGCUCAGGGAGAUGACAAUAAAUGCUCCGGACUGGGACACUAUAUGCGCGAUUUCGAUGGCGAGAAGCAUCCUUUGGGAUGAUGAACGGAAUAUAAACCUCAAGGACUGGGUGGAGAUCUCGCAGAGACUCGUCCAGAUGCUCAUAGAUGCCCCAGAACUCAAGGAGGCUCUCGCGAGGUACUACGCCCUACUGCACUACUCAGAAACGCGGCACUCCAUCCUCCUCUCUCUCCUCCCUCUCUCUGCGCCUCUUGAAACCCUUCCACCACAUGCGAUCCCGGCCAGUGCGAUUCUCAUUCAGCCAACAAUUUUCAUCCUCGCCAGCUUCCCUCUUUCUCUUGUUCGCUUCUUCCUCUUCCUGCCUCCAUUGCUGUUGCAUUUCCCUGGCUACGUCAGUGGCAGCUUGAUAGGCAAACUUCUCGCAGUUCCUGGAGAGAUGGAGUCACCUGCUCAGUUUAAGGCUGUUGGUGGCGGCUUGGGCAUCGCAGCAAAUAUCGCGCUUGCCUUUGGGGUUUUGUGGAAGAAGGGCGGCUUGUCGACCUUACCGGGCUUCCCCAAGGUUGAAGGCGUAAAGCACGUCUUGGCGCUCGUGGGCACGAUAUACUGCAGUGUCUGGUUGCUCGUCAAGUGGCAUGGCCUGCUGGUGAAUGCAAACUACCGACAGCUGCGGCGUAUCAUAACAUAUCGCAACCUCUUUCGUGCCUUUACUUCCCCCCUGCACAGGCUCACGACCGCGGAAGUCGACGUCUAUGUGAAGCCGCCGCUUCCUGCGCUCAACGCAUACCUGAAGAAACGCGAAGAAUCUCCUGUUGAUCAUAAACCGCCCAAGCCUAUUGCUGCAUGGAAACUUGUGAGACACCUCUUGCAUGCACGAACAGUCGCGGUCGGUGCUUUGUCCGAGAAGCUGAAGGCCCAAAAUGAACAAACAUUGCUCGGGUUUCUGGAGAGUAGAGGAGCGAAGGUACCUGUAUAG
Molecule: messenger RNA, 1734 nt
Organism: Cyclocybe aegerita
Lineage: Eukaryota; Fungi; Basidiomycota; Agaricomycetes; Agaricales; Hemipholiotaceae
Source: the annotation of a GenBank genome assembly